Messenger RNA from Phytophthora sojae, 449 nucleotides. RefSeq lists its product as hypothetical. Bases 103 to 327 code for a protein of 74 amino acids. Lineage: Eukaryota; Oomycota; Peronosporomycetes; Peronosporales; Peronosporaceae. The record is from RefSeq and is a predicted model, not a curated record. The transcript has a single exon.
AGGGUGAUGCUGGGCCUCGUCGUCAGCAUGACGGUACCUUUGUGAGGAUCCCCUUCUUCCUGUUGCUCAAGACGUGCUGGUUCGCAGCGGCACGAUCUGGGUAUGGCCAUCGAGCAUUGCAGCUCUGUUGGCAUCUUCAUAUCCGGCCAGUCGAGCAACCGCACUAAGAGCAACAAGACGCGUGUUGAAGGCAGCGAUAUGUGCGCGCUCAUCAACGCUUCCUCCUACGCUACGUCCAACGCCACCGCCUCGACCGUCGUCGAGACGUACGACGAGAACGCGAACGGGCCAUACCUGCGCUUCCUGGGCUUUGAAUCGCCAUCGUGACCAUCAUUCAGGAGCUAGUGCGCAGCCCCAUCGAGGCCGUAGACACUGGCCGUGUUAGCUAAGCGCGCUUUCAUAUCGGGACUGAAAGGGGUUAUGGCAACUAAUUUAAUGAUGUAAAUGUU